UUUAGAAAAGUUCAAAAUUGACAUCCACUUCCAAUUCUAGUUUUAUAGCUUCCAGCCACACCUUUAAGCGUGGGCGUUAUCCGGGAUUAAAACCGAUUUCCCGAAGCCUCUUGCUUUACUCUCGAGUGGUUACUGAAGGAAUUCUUCUGCUCUUAGGACAAGAAUGGCCGUUUAUCUGACAGAGCAAGACUUAGUCAACAUAAAGCUAACCGUUUUAACGUUAGAAAGACAAGAAAUAGCACGGAACAUCGACCCGAGGAGGUUUUUCGGACACUUGCGUGCAAAAUAUAUUUUCGACGAGAGGGAUUGCGAUGAAAUAAGAGCAGUACCCUCUAGAAUAGGCUCUGCUGAGGCUUUUGUGGACGUAUUGAAAAGAAAAGGAGCGCAAGGCUAUGAUGAGUUCUGUUCUGGCCUGAUGAAAGAUAGGACACAGCUAUUCCUUUUACAAAGAAUGACCAAGACUUUAGAGCAACUCCGGGCUAAAGUACUGGACAAAAAGAAAGAAAACCUUCUUUUGAAGUUGUCUCCACAAGGAAUGGGCGGAGCCCCGCCACACCCUCAUUACCACUUUCACAGCCACACCCUUCCCCCAGGGGGCUUCCCCCCGCGUCAAUUCCCACACCAUCCGACACUCGACUCCGCCCCUCUCCGUCACAUCGUCUACAAUCAGGGACCUCCACCGCCUCUUCAAAUGCAAGGAGGAGGAAAUGGACACCGACCGCUUAGAAAAGUAAACUCGAGGACUUCGAACAACGCUGAAUACAUUGACAAUACCCAGUAUUAUUAUAAUGGAUCAAUAUCGCCAACAAUACCGGAGAUGUAUCCCGUGCCCAAGUUCCCCUCCUCUCUCCCUGAGCACGGUCAACUCGUACCGGAACGAGAGAGCAUGAUGGCAUUCACUCCUCCUCCACCCUCGUCUUAUCCGCCCCCUCACUUAAUGGGAGAAGGUUGGCCGGAUGGACCACUCCCACUUAUUGGACUACCGGGACCACACCCUCCUUUCCAACAAAUGCCCGGUAUUCUUAGCAGAGGUGGAGGGGAGGAAGAAGAUUGUGACGCUCCGGUGGGAUACGAUAAAGCUACAGCAUAAGACGCUGCUAUUUUUAUUAUUGUUAUUGUCCUAUUUGUGAUCUUAACGGCUUGCUUUACAUCCUUUUUGUUUAACUCACUGUUUAUUUGAAAGUGUUACUGUCUAUCCCUCACUCUCUGUUACUUCUUUCUUUACAUUCACACUACGUCCCAAAUAUCAUUCCUCUCUCUCUCACUGUUUGUCAAUUCGUUUAUAUUCAUUAUCAUUAUUCUCUCUCUCUCUCUGUCAGAUUCAGUUCCACAUUAUACUGUAAAUAAAAACAAAUGAUCGUACUACAUGCAAAUAUCAAAUUAUUGUUCCAUUUUACCAUUAAACUAUAAUAACUAUUA
Amphimedon queenslandica is the source of this 1419-nucleotide messenger RNA. RefSeq names its product SWI/SNF complex subunit SMARCC1-like. Bases 164 to 1090 code for a protein of 308 amino acids. The record is from RefSeq and is a predicted model, not a curated record. NCBI's taxonomy places the organism in Eukaryota, Metazoa, Porifera, Demospongiae, Haplosclerida, Niphatidae. Gene Ontology annotation, cellular component: CBM complex; cytosol. Gene Ontology annotation, molecular function: protein kinase B binding; kinase activator activity; NF-kappaB binding. Gene Ontology annotation, biological process: adaptive immune response; positive regulation of extrinsic apoptotic signaling pathway; apoptotic process. The transcript has 2 exons.